AUGGCAGAAAAUGGUGAUAAUGAAAAAAUGGCUGAGCUGGAGGCCAAAAUCUGUCAUCAGAUUGAGUAUUAUUUUGGUGACUUCAACUUACCACGGGACAAAUUUUUAAAGGAACAGAUCAAACUAGAUGAAGGAUGGGUACCUUUGGAGAUAAUGAUAAAAUUCAACAGAUUAAAUCGUCUAACAACAGACUUUAAUGUAAUAGUAGAGGCAUUGAAGAAAUCAAAAGUAGAACUCAUGGAAAUAAGUGAAGAUAAAACUAAGAUCAGAAGAUCUCCAAGCAAACCCCUCCCUGAAGUGACUGAUGAGUACAAAAAUGAUAUAAAAAACAGAUCUGUUUAUAUUGUAAGUGAGCCUUUUAUCUACAUACAUGGGGAAGAUUACUUUACAAAAAAGAAUGAAGAAAGAAAACAAAAUAAAAUGGAAGCUAAAUUAAGAGCUAAACAGGAGCAAGAACAAAAACAGAAGUUGGCAGAAGAUGCUGAGUUGAAAUCUCUAAAAGAAAAGAUUGGCUGCUUGCUGAAAUUUUCGGGUGACUUAGAUGAUCAAACCUGUAGAGAAGAUUUGCACAUCCUUUUCUCAAAUCAUGGAGAAAUAAAAUGGAUAGACUUUGUCAGAGGAGCAAAAGAGGGAGUAAUUCUGUUUCAAGAAAAAGCUAAUGAA
This is a messenger RNA of Elephantulus edwardii (Cape elephant shrew), 663 nucleotides long. Its product is annotated as lupus La protein homolog. The transcript has 7 exons. The record is from RefSeq and is a predicted model, not a curated record. NCBI's taxonomy places the organism in Eukaryota, Metazoa, Chordata, Mammalia, Macroscelidea, Macroscelididae. Gene Ontology annotation, biological process: RNA processing; positive regulation of translation. Gene Ontology annotation, cellular component: nucleus; ribonucleoprotein complex; cytosol. The annotation marks the transcript as partial. Gene Ontology annotation, molecular function: RNA binding.